CCGUAGCGCCGCGCCUGCGCGUAGCCCUCUGGUGGUUGAUCGGGGAGUGUGGCGGCGUGCGUGCUCGCCCCCAGCGUUCAGUCGGAUGCUGUUGCUCGAAUGGAGCGGUCACCAGAGCAGGGGGGAAGGAAUAUUUCGGGCCAUGCUCUAGUCCCUUUCUCUUCGGCACGAUGUCGCGAUUUCCUACCUCGAUACUUUGAUUGGCAACCUUAGCAACGGCCUGGCGACACUAGACACCACGCGUGUUACCUGUCUGUGUCUGUCCACCUCUACAUGGUUUUGUGUCUCUCCCUCACGGAGCGGGUUGAAAACUCGGCAGCUCUGCGGGGUAUAUUCCCCAAGCUGUGGCGAGACCUCGUGAUCAGUCAGCCGUGCGACAGAAUAAACGCGGACAGGCACGAGUCUCGUUACGCGGCCAGAAAACGUUCGCCGGCGAAAGAGACGUGGAACUCGAGCGUGUGUGGUAGCAGCGAUGCACGUUGUCUCGUGGUUUUUGUGACUGGACGUGACCGGGAUAUUUCGUGGUGUCUGCACCGUGGAAGCUACGGUGGACUGGCCGAGCGGAGAGGGUCGAAAAAUCGUGGGCGACAUUUUUGCGGAAUCCUGGGCCACGGAGAUGUCACGCUGAAGGGGCUCACGGGAGGGGUCAGAAGGAGGAGGUCGAGGACAGCUGAAGCCAUGCUCAGAUCCUGAUCGCGACGGCCCGCCGGGGGUGGUGAAACGGUGGAACGGAUCGCCGAGGUCGGACGGAGCCGGGGUAGCUGGAGCGCGGACCUGGGGGAGGUUGGAGAAUGAGCAUGUUCAGCAUCCUGCGUAGAAAUUGGGCACUUCGCGUGUCGGUGGUGCUCAACAUCUGCGUGUUGCUGUACGUGUGCGCCCACUUCGGCUCCUCCGGGCCCUGGAUCGAGGAACCGCCGACCAACUGGGCGGCGCCGUUGCAAUCGGAGACUUUCGGCGCCGUGGACAUCGCCAACGGCACGCAGAAGGGCGCCACGUCGUCGGUGGUACCGGCUACCAGGGAUGCCAACGGCAAGGUCGCUGUCAGCAAGGUCUCCCACCAGCAUGGCAACGCCACCAGCAUGACCAGGACGAGGCUUCUCACCAUGAAACCCACGCCGAACGAGGCCAAGGUCGACACGGAGCCCUUCUCCAAGGAAGAGGUGAAGGUGAAUCCGCCGACCGUCCUGCCGACGAUGAGCCUGCAGGAGGCGGUGCUCUGCAACGAAAAGUCCUCGGCGCCGAGGAGAGCACAGCGAGGCGAUUACUGGGUCCUGUACAAUUACGUGCCGAUGAGCAUGGCGGUGAGAUGCUGGGAAAGCGUGACGUACACCACCCACGCGGACUACACGUUCCUGGACAAUCUGGAGCCUCUGCUGGAGCGAUGGAGGGCACCGAUAUCGAUCGCGAUGCACGCCCCUGGCACAGACUUCCCGGCGACCCUCGACGCCAUCAAGUACUCGAGAAACUGUGGCAGCCCGCUGGUUGCUCAGCUGGUCACCUUCCAUGUCUUCUUCAGCAGUAAACACGUGCCAAAAGUGGUACCGCCAUCCGAGAAAGUCGCGUCUGAUACGUACAACUGCACACUGGGGCCACCGUGGGUCAACGUCACGCUUUCGAAGAUGUACAAGAACGAGAAGAAGCUGCUGUACCCCGUGAACGUUGGCCGUAACAUCGCCAGAGAGUCCGCCCCGACGUUCUACGUAUUCGCCAGCGACAUCGAGCUCUAUCCGAAUCCCAAUUUGCCCGCGAAGUUCCUCGAGAUGAUCACCAGAAAGGAUCAACCGGCCCUUUACAAGCCCAACCCGAAAGUUUUUGUACUCUCCAUCUUCGAGGUGGACGAAAAGAAUCAACCACCGAAUAACAAAACGCACUUGGUUCAAAUGCUGAAGGCUGGCACCGCCAUUCCCUUCCACAAAAAAUUGUGUUCCGGUUGCCACAAUGUUCCUCGAAGCAAGGAAUGGCAGGAGGCGCCGGAGACCGAAGAUCUCCACGUGUUCCACGUCGGCAAAAGGACCGGGACCUUUGUUCACUGGGAGCCCAUUUUCAUUGGGACCAAUAACGACCCAUUGUACGACGAGAGGCUUAGCUGGGAAGGGAAGAGCGACAAGAUGACCCAGGGUUACGCGCUGUGCGUCCUCGACUACGACUUCCUGAUCCUGGACAACGCGUUCCUAGUCCAUCGUCCGGGCAUCAAGAUCUUCAAGAAGGAUGCUCACCGGGAGAUGCUCACCGCGAAGACGAACGCGCUGAUCAAGAAGAUAAUCAUACCGGAGUUGAAGAUCCUUUACGGAACUAGGAAGGGUUGUGCCGUGUAGCCCGUGGAGAACAGAGCGCGACGCGUGCUCCACAGGUGUCCUUCUGUGAAACGGCAGCAUCUGAGAUCGUCUUCGACGUUUAGACGAAAGAUCAGUGGACUUGCAACGCAACGAAGUUUCGUUUCUUUAACGUUUCAUUCGAAGCCUCUAACGGGCGAGUGACUUCAGAUAUGCUGCAGAUAUGCUUCAGAUAAUGCCCUUCGGUCAAACUGUCCAGAGAAUCCUGAAAAGUGUAGGUAGACAGUCUCGCCUUUUCCUGGCGACGACUUUUACGCAUCGGCGUCGCUGUCUCUCAUUCCUGGAGGGUGAAAUAGCGAUGGAACUAACCGGUGCGGAGUGCAGGUGCGAUUGUUGGUCCCGAUGAAAGAAAGAACCUUAUACAUAUUUUUCACCCGAGACGCGUUAGGGAGUAUGGUUGUACAUAUUAUCGUUUAAAGCGGUGCCUCGUAUAUACAUAGGCAGAGAUGGGUCUAACGGAUAACCGAUGAAAACUAUAUGCUAUUCGAAUCGUACUAUUUUGUAUUCGCUGAUACGAGUAUGUACUAUUUAACAGCAUCAGCGAAUAUAAGAUGCAAGUAGAUGUCUGUUAUUCGAGCAACACGGAAUUCAAUCAAACCGUUCGUUGUACGUUCGUUGUUUUACGUGUAUUCCAGUCGCAUCCGUUCGAAUAUGUUCAUCUCUGUCCGUACGUCUACAAGAUUUUUGUAGUUUUCGUCCGUGUGCAUUUUAUCUCAUUCCACGUUUUCCCCCGCUGUUGCACAUUUUUGUGAACAGGAGAAAGGGACGGGACGUUGCGUUAGCGCGCAAGUACGCGUGCAAAAGUAUGCCAAAACGGUAAAAGCUGCUCAAAGUAGUUACGAUUAAAUAAACCAAACGCCCGGAAUGAAAAUACUGUACGUUCUACGGAUAUUUUUAUCGAACGUUUAAUUUAUACGACACGAGUAACGAGAAUAUUGGCUGUCUCAUUUCAGUGUACAUUUUUCUAAUCGGUUCGAGCAGUAAACAGAUUCGCUUCGGUUAAACGAUUUUAGUUCCUUUACUUUUAUAGGAAUGUAUUUAUGAUUCCCCCAAGCAUAACUAGUGCCGAAAGCAGAAUACCAUUUAUUAUUUACCUCGCCGCUGUAUCUCUUUUUUUUUCCUGUUAGAAAAAGCAUGAUUCACGCGUAGCUGACUUUGUUUUAAUCUAACGCAUUUACGUUUUUUAAUCUAACGCAAUCCACGAUCUUAUGCAUUUUAGUUGAAACAAUGUGAAACCAAAUGCUCGCAUAAGUACUGAAAAAUAAUGUGCGUAGAGUGGACGUAAAGUUUCUUGCAAGACACGAACAUUGCAUCGCAACAUUGUUACACGCGAAAAUUUUCUUCGAUUUACCCCGAGUACUUAAAAAUUCGUUGUUAUUCUUUUCGCUUAUGUUCUUCGACAAACGCAUUGGAAGAAAUCAAACAGAGACUUUACGAAUCAAGAAACAUUUUACUCUCCAAGACUGAGGAACGUUUGAUAACAAUUUACUAGGGCAGUAUAUCCUAAAAACAUUCAAUUAAUAAAUAUCAAGUCAUUAGUUGUUUAAAUGAUCCUUUAAUUAAUAUAACUUGUUAAGAUUCACGCGUUUCUUUGCGCUAUUAAUUUUAUUUCCGUCGAAGAGAAUUGGUGCUUCCAAGUGAUAGCGAUCGGAGAUAGAAAGUUCUUUUCUACGCAUUUGCAUGAGAAAACGGAAGUCUUGCAAUGAAUCUAAUCGAGAACAGAGAUGGGUAAAAUUCUUAUCUACGUGAAAAUUUCGAAUAAAAGUAUUCGAAUGAAAUUUUCUCCAUCUCUGAUUCAGAACGAGUGUAAUUAUUUUUUGUAUCGUUACGUAUUGUGUACGAAUACUUUUUCUUGACAAUUAGUAGAAAAGAAAUAUGGGUAAACACGUUUAAAUGUCGCGACGAGCUAAAACUCAUACGUGAGAGAUUUAUUAUACAAUAACAAUUUCUCGUAUCAUGCGAUCGACUCGAGAUCUCUCCUCGGAUCUUAAACUAUGUAUGAACGCGUACAUAGCUGUACAUCCGUAAGCAUAAUUAUAAGUAUUACGUAACUGUUACUAUUUUACACGGAUUAAUUAGGAACUAAAUGUGAGUUUCGACGUUCUAAAGUAAUAAGUGUACUGUCCUGAGAUGUUCGACGACGAUUGAUAGAUCUUUGUAUUUUCUACCGUGAAAUAUUAGAUUUCUCUUCGGUAUGAUUUGUCCAUAUUUUCAAAAAGUGAAUCGCCUCCACCUUGGAAAAGUUUCGUAUAAUUCGUCGAAUGUAAUAUCGAAACAGCGAAAGCGUCGAACAGAACACGACAGUAAACGAAUGAGACAACGUGACGAAUGUGUUAAGAGAAGUCUCUUACGAGUCGACAAAAAUCGUCGGAGUCAGAUAUCUAAAUUUUUCCAUACGGUGUGUGCCAGAUUUGAAUUUGUCCAAAAAAUUAAUCCAUUUGUUUGAUUACGAAUACUCGAAACGGUGCAAUGCACACAUUUAUAAAUCAAUGUAUCAUAUACAUACAUAUAUACGUAUAUUCACAAUAUUUUUUUUAUCGCCAGCCCGAGAAACGUUAAACGGCCCCACAGGUGUACAUACUAUCACGAUAAUAAGACUUGGAGAACUGUAUAGCGAACUAUCGUUGAGUAUAUUUUGGCGAAAGCAAAAUGGUGACUCAAUUUUGUUGUGAUAAACCCUAGGGCACAAACUAAUUACUACUUCUGUAAUUAUGCUUUACUAGCUGUAAAACACUUGGACGUUUUACACCGGUACAUAACAAUUGUUUGUUAUAUACAAAUAUGUCACAAUAACGGUGGAGAAAAUUUCAUUUUUGCUAUUCACGUUUCGUUCGAUGCUCGUAGACUUGAAAUGUUGACAGACUGUCUCCAUUCGAAAGAAAUUACCGUAACAAAACUUGAAGAAGAUGUCGUUUAUCGUACGACAGAACAAAAAGUAAUUUAUAAUUGUAGAAGUAUGAAACAUUAUUUGUCGUAAUCCAUAUAUGAAAAUAUCAAAAGAACAUUUAGUUCUUUACCCUCGAGAGGAGAGCGUCCUUUGUUUUUCGUUGGCAUCCUUAACCUACCUUAAGUAAAAACAAUGAGACACGAUUAAUCGAUAAGCUACAAUUAUAACGUGUAGAUAUAUUAUUAAAAUGUCUAUACAAUGUGGAAACGAAACAUGCAAGCGACAAUAUUUUCAUGUACGGAAAUACUGAAUAGUGUUUAUGUGGA
Hylaeus volcanicus is the source of this 5546-nucleotide messenger RNA. Its product is annotated as beta-1,4-glucuronyltransferase 1-like. The record is from RefSeq and is a predicted model, not a curated record. The transcript is spliced from 6 exons. NCBI's taxonomy places the organism in Eukaryota, Metazoa, Arthropoda, Insecta, Hymenoptera, Colletidae. The coding region runs from base 792 to 2315 and encodes 507 amino acids.